AUGGAUAUCUCGGACGAUCUCCUGGGAUCUCUAUUUGAUGAAAAAGUGACACCUUUGCCAACCAAAAAUCCCUCUAUGCUCAGUUUCGAUAUGUGGUGUCAGUGCUCGGCUAAAAACAUCCAACGAAUCAUUCGAAGAAAUCGGUCUUGGCGACCAUUACGAAUAUAUUUAUUGAAAUUGGUUAUAGAAUUUUGUAAAUUAGCUAAUGUUGAUCCCUUUGUGUAUGGAGGAACCGCUCUGGCGGUUUAUCGUGAGAACGGCAGAAUGAUAAAACAUGACUCAGACGUCGAUCUCGCUGUGUUGGAACGUGAUGAGAAAGGUGUUGGUGCUUUUACUAAAUUACUAAGGACUUGUAUCAAUCACGGUGUUUCAUACUCUGGUGUAUCGGGUGAAUUUCCGCCUUUCUGUGCAUCAGAGGAAUCAGAAAUCACAAUGACUUUUGAUUCUAGACGUACGGGUAAAACAUGGCUUCAUGUGAACAAUACUGGUGUAGAUUCAAUCUCCGAGCAGUUCUUUUACGGAAAAGACUGUAAAAUAGCCAAGUUUUUCCUUUCGAAAACAGGACUUAAAAAAGCAUGUGCUAUGUUUGGUAAAAAUAUCCACACACUAAACCAUCUUUUUUCGGAUCCUUCUCCCGUCCAUGUGGAUUUAUUCACCCUUUCCCCUCACUCGUUAUAUCCAGAUUCUCAUUUACAAGUUAACUGGGAUAUCCCUGGUGUUUACGACACAUCUAAAAAAGCUUUCCCAUUAGCAUCGAUCCUUCCUUUAAGAGACUACACUUUUGAGAAUGUUCCGAUUCGUGGACCAGCCGAACUGGAAUCAUAUUUAAAAGUGGAAUAUGGAUAUUUGGGAAGAGAUGCUAUGUUCGUUGCGGAAAAGCAAUUGUACAUAAAGAUACCUUCAGAACUACAACAUCUUAUCCCAAAGCAUAUGCUUAAUUCAUCGGAUAGCAAAGAUUCUACUCCAAGUGAAAUCAAAGACGACAAGUAA
Echinostoma caproni is the source of this 990-nucleotide messenger RNA. The record is from the annotation of a GenBank genome assembly. NCBI's taxonomy places the organism in Eukaryota, Metazoa, Platyhelminthes, Trematoda, Plagiorchiida, Echinostomatidae.